Molecule: messenger RNA, 8712 nt
Organism: Girardinichthys multiradiatus
Lineage: Eukaryota; Metazoa; Chordata; Actinopteri; Cyprinodontiformes; Goodeidae
Product: nucleus accumbens-associated protein 2
Exons: 6
Coding region: 835-2616 (593 amino acids)
Biological process (GO): regulation of transcription by RNA polymerase II
Molecular function (GO): RNA polymerase II cis-regulatory region sequence-specific DNA binding; protein binding; DNA-binding transcription factor activity, RNA polymerase II-specific
Source: RefSeq, a predicted model, not a curated record
UGGAGAGACAAAGACAAUGAUACAAGGUUCAUGGAAGUAAUGAAGGUGUAUUCUUGGAGAAUGUGGUGCGAAGGAAUUCAAAGAAGUCUCAGUUAAUGUGAAAAUAAAAUAUCUGUCUACCCAAAGCUUAGAAAGAGAGCAAAUGCUGACAAAGGUGUAGCAUCAGCAAAACGAAGGAGAAUCUAUGAACUCUGACUUGAAAAACUGUCCGUACUCAGUGGGUUUUGUUGAGGCGAAAAAAAAGUUAUUGUCAAAGCUAUCUUCCUGGCCAUCAAAGUCCAAGCUGCAGGAAAAUUAGUUUUCAUGCCUGACAAGCAAUACGUGGAAUGAGCCUCAGAUUUCCAGGAAUUAAGUCAUGUCAAACAACAUAGCCUUAAGAGGUUUCACAACAUUUCUCCUACAGUAGGCAUGGCACUGUGUACUUUUUUUUUAUUUUGUCCUGUGGAGUGACUUGGCUCCUCCUUCUUCUCUCCUGUCUCAAUCGCUCACCCACUGUCUUUGCAUAUCCAUCUUUCUUUCACACUCCUCUCACUUCUCCCUCAACUGUAUUCGUUUUCUCACUUAAUUCCAUCUCAGUGUUCAAUCUUUGCAUCCUCCUCUCAGUUGUUGCUUCUUUCAACUCUUUCUCUCCCUCCCUCUCCCUCUCUCUCUCUCUCCCUCUGUCUCUCCCUCUCUGGCAAAUUUAUUCAUAUUUCACACAUUUUCUGCUUCUUUUUUUGCUAAAAGAUGUCCUCCAUACAUUUUUUGGUUUUGCUUGUUUUGAUUCUCCAGAUGUCUUUCUUGGUGGAAGAGUGAAAGUCUGAAAGACCAUCUUCCUCUCCCCCUUCGGCCAACAUGUCCCAGCUGCUCCAUGUGGAGAUCCCGAAUUUUGGAGCCACGGUCCUGGGCUCCCUCAAUGAGCAGCGACUGCUGGGACAUCACUGUGACGUAUCCAUACUGGUAAAAGGUCAAGCUUUUAAAGCCCACCGGGCGGUUUUGGCAGCCAGCAGCCUCUACUUUCGUGACCUCUUCAGCAGCUCAACCAAGACCCAGUUUGAACUGCCUUCCUCAGUCACACCUGCUUGCUUUGAGCAGAUCCUCACAUUCUGCUACACAGGGAAGCUAACAAUGGCAGCGAGUGAACAGCUGGUUGUCAUGUACACAGCUGGCUACCUCCAGAUUCAACACAUAGUUGAAAGAGGCAUGGACCUAAUGUUCAAGGCAAAUUCACCUCACUGUGACUCACAAACGGCAGGUUCCUUAGAAGAAACAGGAUCGGAGCCGCAGAGUCCUCUUAAUAACAGUAUCAGCCUAUCGGUGGCCAGCAUUUUGGGAACCCCAAGCUGGUCCACAUCAUCCCUAAUCUUGCCACACCGUAAGAUUAAAUUAGAAGUGGGUGACCCAACACCAAUUUCCACACCCUCAACGCAAACAAAGAUUUCAACCUCAGAGCUGGGGAGUCGGCUGGUGAGAGCUAUCUGCACUGCAGCCGGAGGGCCUCCUAUUCCUGGUAUGUCUGCUUUCCACUUUCAAGGAACCACUGGAGGUGGAGCAGGGGGUGGGGCGGGUGGAGGAACAGGUGCGGAAAGAUCCAGCCCAGGAGAGUCGAGCCUUCCCACAACAGACAGCCCCACAUCCUACCAGAAUGAUGAUGAGGAGUUUGAGGAAGAGCCAUAUGACGGGAUAUCAGAGGAGACCUAUAAUCAUAUCUAUGGACGUUCAGCUAACCCCUAUGGGAUCCAGGACAAGUCAGAGAUGGCAGCAAUGCCAUUGGCCUUGGAGAAUCGCAACUGUGUGCUCAUCCGCAGGGACCUGGUGGCAUUGCCAGCAAGCCUCAUAAGCCAGAUAGGCUACCGCUGCCACCCUAAGCUCUACACUGAGGGAGACCCUGGCGAGAAGCUGGAAUUGGUCGCUGGAACCCAGGUGUUCAUGACACGAGGCCAACUUAUGAACUGCCAUCUGUGCGCGGGUAUCAAACACAAAGUGUUGCUUCGCCGCCUCUUAGCCACAUUCUUUGAUAGAAACACUCUAGCAAAUAGCUGUGGGACAGGCAUCCGCUCUUCUACAAGUGACCCAAGCAGAAAGCCCCUGGACAGCAGGGUCCUCAAUGCUGUGAAACUCUACUGUCAAAACUUUAAUCCUAACUUCAAAGAGAGUGAAAUGAAUGUGAUUGCCGCUGACAUGUGCACAAAUGCAAGGCGGGUCCGCAAGAGAUGGCUCCCUAAGAUCAAGUCCAUGCUGCCUGACGGCAUGGAAGUGUAUCGCGCUGGCAUGGGCAUGAGUGCUGCUGCUGCUGUUGGUCUGAACCUCGCCCUGGGUGUUCCUCAGUCAGGAGUUCCACUCUCCUUUGAGCACGAUUUGAAGAGCCUAAAGCAAAGGUUGUAUCCGGAUCCCAAGGACCCUCUCAGGACUCAUGUAGGCAGCCCCGGUUCAGUGUUGGCUGGAGCAGAAGCUGAUGGUGAAGGUGAAGCAACAGUCCAGGAGGAUCAGGAAGAGGAUGACGAUGAAGCUGGUUCGGAGGGUGUGGACCGAUCACUGGGGGCACCAGUUUUGGUGUCGGUGGUCGGUUCAGGAGAUACGGCACCUGAUCAGGAGGCAGAAAGUUUUGGACAAAAUGUGAGGUUGAACGGACAGUGAAUGUCCCUCUCAUUGAUGUGAAAUGUGUUUAACACUCACAUUUUUUUCCCCUCCCUGUCUCAUCCAUCACCCUUUCUGCUCCUCUGUGCUUCCUUAACAGGGAAAGUUUUUUUCCACACACAAAGCUGCACUCGCAACUUUUAUCAAACGUUGGUAGCACAUGCAUGCGCUCAUGUGUGGUUGUGUAUUUGCAUACUUACAUGUAGUGAAAUUAAAACAAAAGUAGUAAAAGUAUACACAGGCAUGGCAUUAGUCAGUUCAGAGCAUGAACCUUCUUGGAUCCAAGUAUGUAUUUGGUUGUUGGGCUUCUGCAGCAUUAUUGCAAAGGUCAAACAGCAAAACAGUUGGCUGUGAGGCUUCAUCAUAUCACUGUGAAACCACCAAAAGCUGGUUUGCAGAAGUUUAUUAGUUGCAGUGUAAUCUUAUUUCAUAAAAUAACUUGGAAAACUGUACAUGAGAAGCAUAGCUCUCCAGCAAGACCUCUUUAAAUCACAUUAUUGUUCAGGAAUAUGCGUGAACAUUACCAGUAUUAUAAUUAAAGGUUAUGUACUGUGAAAGCACCAUUUAGAAAAAAAGAAACCCUUUCCCUUCUUUAACUUGGAAUGCUUUGCCAGAGUAUCUUACCCGCUGAACCUGUCCACAUUUUGUGACAUUAGAGCUAUGAACUUCAGUGUAUUUUAUCUUGAUGUUAUGUGACAAACCAACACAAAACAGUGCAGAAAUGUGAAACAGAAAGAAAAUAAUUGAUGGUUUUCAAAAUGUUUUACAAAAUCAAAUAUGUAUUCCUCCCUCUCCCAUUACACAAUACUUCUUAAGACCACCUUGCACUGCAAUUUCAGUUGCAAGUCUUUUGGGGUAUGUUUUUACUGGCUUUGCACAUCAAAAAGUUAAAUUAUUUGCCGCUUUUUUUUUUUUUUUUUGCGCAAAAUAUCUCGUAGUCAGUCAGAUUGGAUGGAGAGCAUUUUAAAGUGUUUGGUAAACUUUCUCUUGUGAAUUUUGGCCUGGACCUUGGCCAGGCAAUGCUAACAAAUAACCACUGCAACACAUAAAUAUACUUAGAAUCAGUCAUUCCAUUGUAGCUCUGACUUCUUAACACUCUUUUAUAAAGGCCAGAUUUUUGAGUCCAGAACCAAUAACCUCCCAGUCAACAUUACUUGAUCUGUGGAUGUCUGUAGCUCCUUCAUGGUUACCAUGGGCCAUUUGGCGGCUUCUCUUAUUAAUGCUCUCCUUGCCCACCCAGAUAUUUUAGGUAGAUGGCCAUGUCUUGGUGGGUCUACAAUUGUGCUAUAUUGUUUUUAAUAGACGAUGGAUUAACCAAUGCUCCUUGAUAUGUCCAAAGCUCAAGAUAUUAGUUCAUAAUAUAAUCCUGGUCUAAAAAUGUCACUGACUUGUCUGCCGUGUUCCUUGGUCUAUGUCAAGCUGUUUGUUCACUAAUGUUCUCCAACAAACCCCUGAAGUCUUCACAAAACAGCUGCAUAUCUCCAAUAUGACAUCACACAUAGGUGGGCUCUGUUAACUAAUUACGCACUUCAGAAUGCAAUUAGUUGCAUUGAAUUUUAUUCAAGGGUGUCAGAGUAAAAGGUGUGAAUCUAAAUGCACACCACAAAUUUUUAAUAUUGUAUUUGAAAAAAAAUUUUUAAAACCAUGCAUCUUUUUCUUUUCACCUCUGUCAUACAUAAUUCUGUGCUGAUCGAUCACAUAAACUCCCAAUAAAAUACACUGAAGUUUACAGUUAUACCAGGUUAAAACAUGGAAAAGAUCCAGACGUAUAAAUUAUUUUACAAGACACUGUACCGUGUCAUCUUUAUGAUGAAAAUUACAAAAGGUUUUCUGCAAAUACUGGUUUUCUCCAUAGUCCUAAGAACAAAUCCAAAAGAACAACAAAUCUAUCACAUGUAUUUGUUUAUUUCUCAUGCAUAUCUGACUGUGACAUAUCAGAUUAGACUGUCAAUGUUAUGCCUGUGUCUGCUCCAGACCACACCUCCAAACCCACACAGUGGUACAUGCAAAUAAAAGGACAUGCAUUUACCAUUGCAUUUCUGUAAUCCUAACCUUUAAUGUCUGUACUGAUGUAAUCAAAUUGCACACUGCAGUGUUUUUUUAACUCCAAAAAUCACAGAUUUCCUGGAGAUACAGAAACAUGAAUAAUAACAUGAGAUAAUGUCAAGGCUUGCAUGCAUUAAUCCAAACAAUGGAUGGAAAGAAUUGCUGAAGAGAACAGCAAAGCCACAUCUCUGCAUUGAAAUACGAUAACAGCUUCUACUGUCUUGAGCUAUGCCGUUAAAAAACCAGAAGCACUUUCUCAGUUUCUUUCUGGAGAAAGGCCGCCAAAAGGAACAAAUGAUUGCGAUGUAACCCUGCUUUACCCGAAUCUGGCACAGAAUUAGUUUGAAUUUAUUGUUGUUGCUUUUUAUUUGUAUUAAUUCUACAAAGUGUAUUGUCCACCUAAACAGAGGAGAGUGAAUAUAUGGAGUGCACUACACUGAAAAAAACAAUGCCAGAGAGUACUGUUCCACCUUAAUGUGGUGGUGUGAUAUGUACUGAGACUAUGCUGUCCUGUUCCCAUCCUGUUCUUUUUUUGUUGUUGUUGUCGAUUUCCCCUCUCUUAUGGGGAAAUGAGUUGGUAAGUAAAUUAUUUAAAGAAAACUUUUAAGAGCAAGUUGCGCUGGUUUACUACAUUUGCACUCAGAGUUAAAAGGUGGGGAAGCUGAGGAGUCUGGAAAAGCGGAACCUGCAAAAGACUGCAAAUUGCCACCACAUUACCCUGAUGACAUACCCAAUCAGACAUUCUGUGGGCUGGGAUAGAAACAAUGGGUCUCUAUUGACGGUGACUGGUUCUGUAUUUUAUUGGUGGGGAAUGAGGCCAUGCAUUCGUCAUGCCUGUUUUCUCUUUUUGAUGUCUGUUUUCACACUUGUUGCCAUUGCCAUGCCUAGGACCCAGUCCAAAGAGCCUUUCUUUUUUCUUUCAUCCAUUAAUUUAAAACAACACAUUGUUGAAUGUUGCCCCUUGUUCUUUGCUUCCUGUGGGUCUCAGUCAGCAGUCAAAACACAUUUAAUCAAAAAAGUAGACCAUAAAUUUUCAUUUUUGUCAAUAAUAUUCUGAAAAUGUGGUGAUGGCACAACUGUGGUUAAGGAGAUGCCCCCAGUAUAUUUGACAUGUUAUGUGUCGUUCCAGUGAUGUAACACUUCAGAGGUUGGGCCAAUUUCUUUUUCUGUCUUCUACAAGUAUGUCUUUGUUCUUUAGGGUAAGGUUUUAGAUGGCCCCACAUGUAAAAAACAAGGUCAUGAUUGCACUAUAGUUUACAGUUUUUUAUUUUAUUUUUUUCCCCUUUGGGAAGAACUGUAAUCUGCCCCAGAGAAACCAGGGUUAUGAAUUGCCAAAAUGAUGGUUGAAUGUAAGUUGUAGCAUUGUUUUGGUGAGAGUCACAGUCUUUUUUUAUGGUAUAGUAAAUUAUUGAAUCUCUUUAUUAUGUGGCUCCAUUUUUUUACAUAAAUUGCAGAAAUUAAAAAAAAUAAACUUUAAAAUUAAUUUUACUGACAGAGAUGUUUUUACCUAAUUAUUUUAAAAUUGAUGCAAACAAGUCUUCCAGUGUGGUGAAGCACAGGCAGCAGCUCCCUAAUAAGUGUAAAACUGAGGUUUUUUUUCAGGUACUCCACAGGAUUUGAUCAUUUUAUGAAUUAAUUUAGAUGGAUCCAAAAAAUAAUGUGUUUAUUUAAUGGUGACAUGAUAAGAUUCACUAAAUUAUAUCAUUAGUUUUUGUCUAAUUUAUUUGAAAUAAAUAAAAAUAUAUGAAUUUCUUUGUUGGAUUCACAAUCUUAAUGGCCUCUGGUUUUGUCAACCAACUUAACUCUGUUAACAUUAUUAAGUAAAUAAUUAAAAAUAAAUAAGUAUACAUUAAAAAAGCUUGCAACUUUAAAAGCAAGCCAUCUUAAAUUUAAAACCUACCAUUAUCCCUUAGUAAACUGGUUGAACUGGUUUAAAAGAUACAGUGCAUUAAUUCUAUAUACUUAAAUCUCCACUUUCACUAUAUAUCUUUAAACAGAAUGUUUUAUUACCCAUUAAAUCUUACAGAGUUUUAAGUACAGUUCUAAUUAAAAGACUGCAGUAACUUUAAGGGCCCGGGAAUAUGUGAUAUACUCCAUUGCGGUGAUUAAGCAAGUGUGAAGCAGUGCCUUAGACUGUGAAUGUGGGUCUGUGUCAUAAUUAUUGUUCAGAAACAAACAAAACCAAGGAGGCUGUACAGAUUAGAUUUUUCUCUGACUGAAAUUUUAUUCUAAUCUUUAAAAUUAUGACUAACAGAUAUGUUGAUAUACCCUUAUUGACUUAUUUUCUUUUGUCAUUUUCGAAUGCAAAAACUGUACUCUGUUUACUAGAGUCACUGUGUUUAUUUAAGCUUUUAUUUAACAAUAAAACUCGUUCCUUAUUAGACACCCUUAAAUGCUGAGCAAGACAGGGCAACCUAACAAAAAAACUGUAAAUAAAGUCAAAUAUUAAUACUGGUUAAAUAUGUACAUCCGCUCUAAUGCGUCUUCCUCUGUAAACCUCACCUUCGAUCAGUUUGUUCACUUCAUAGCUUCUUGGGGUCUUUUCUUUUAAUCGUCUUGUGCAGGGUAACCAACUGAUGUUGCACUUUAAAAUGAGAAAUUCUCAGAGAAUGUCUUGGCUAAACUUGGAGAGAAUGAGCUCCGUCGGAGGUGCAUAAUAGAAAAAAAAUAAAAUAAAGUAAUGUUUAUGAUUUUUACUUAUUUCUUUGAUGGGAACCAGUGUCAUGUUUACUCCAAGCUCAAGUGAGACACAGGAUGGGGUUGUUGGCUAUGAAGAAACCAUCUUUUUAUUCCAUGUUUUUUCUCCUUUUUUUUUUGCUCUUAGCUUCUAACUGUAAAAAUAAUGGGCACUGUAAUUUUUUAUUUUUUUUGCUCCGCUGAAAGGUUAACCCUGAAAAAUUAUACACUGAUAUGCAAAAAUUACACUUGUAUAAUACAAUGCAUGCCAUUCAGAUGUUCACCCUAACCCAAUGAAACCUCUGAUCUUUAUCCACCCUGUAUUUUAUGCUGAAUAACUGUUUUUACUGUUUGCAAGCAGAGACUUGAGUCGUCUUGCAGUCAACAGGGCUGUAUUUUUUAAUCAUACACCCUGGCCUUUCAUUGAAUGUCUGCAUAAAAUGUAAUCUUUUGCAAUAUAAACAGCAAAAUAUUGAUUAAGAGUGGCAUACAUAGACUAAAUACCCAGUUGAGUAUGCAUUUAAAUCUUCAGAGACUAAGAAAAGAAAUGCACUGAAAAGUUUGUAUAUGAAUGCCUGUGUCCUCGAACAUGAUGCCAGCACUUUAGAACUACUUAGAAAGGAGAAAAAACAUCAAGGGUGACCAAGGCUACAGGCAACAGAGGAGGAGAUGCAACUUUUAAAGCCAUGUGUUCAGAGCGCUGACAAUCAGAAAAGGGAUGAGGCCCGCAGUGCACUAUGGGGGAUGUGAAAUGACUUGCUGUGCUUUUGCUAUUUGCUUUUGUCUUUCAGCUUGUUUCAGUCUGUACUGGCUUACUUUCAGAAUAAAGGGGCGGUGGUGUUAACUGCAGCUUUCUUGGUUUUAUGUGUGUGUGUGUGUGUGUGUGUUUUCAACAAGGACUGAUUCAAACCUUGGUGCUCAACGGGCAGAACUGUCCUCAGUUGGCAUGAACAUUAUCUGUCAUUCUCUGGGCUUAUUGGUAACCUGAUGAUGGACAACAAUACAAAUAUUUGUUUUUGGGUUUUUUUUUAAGGAAAAUCUUAUCAUGCAACUGUAUACUUUGAUCAUAGUCUAGUUCCUGACUAUCAGCAGGGCUUGGCCCAGGCAAACUGGGAUGAGGUUAUUUUAGUGUUGAUACUGCUUCAUAAAAGAGAAAAAAACGUUGAAAUGUUUAUGCGCCAUCUGACUCAAGCAUCAAUAAUAGAUACUGGAAGGGCAAGUUGCCACUUUCGAUGUUGCAUAAGAAUCUACCUUUCCUUCCCAUCAGCGUAUUUGCUUUCAUGGGUUUUAAGUUGUGUAUUCUAAGAGUAUCUCUUUUCUUUAAAUGCAAUACAAAAACAUGUCUGCUUUCUAAUAAAAAAAGUCCUUACUUCA